AUGCGCUUCCUAACUACCCUAUCAUGGGUUGCACAAGGCGUACUUGCCUCUACAGCUACCUUGCAACAAUGGAAUGUCAUAUCCUCUGCCAACGUCGUUGAUGACCCCAUCAGGCUCUCUCAACCCGGCAUCGACACUUCAUCAUGGUAUUCUAUCGGACCCGCAGCCACUCUCAUGGAUACACUCAUCAGUAAUCAUGUUUACAACGAUGCCGACUUGUUUUACUCGACCAAUAUGGAAAAGGUUGACACUGCGCAAUUCCGAAUCCCUUGGUACUACCGAACUGACAAGGUCGUGAUCGCCGAGAAAACUCCCUCAGACUACUACACUUUGAUCACAAACGGUAUCACCUCAAGAGCAGACAUUUGGGUCAACGGGCAACUCAUUGCAAACAAAGAGAUUCAGGCGGGAUCGUAUGCUGGGAUAGAGUAUGACAUAUCCAACCUCAUCCGACCCAAUGGUGCGCAAAACGUGGUCCUAGUGAAGGUGUAUCCGACAGACUACAAUCGAGACUUCGCCAUUUCCUUCUUAGACUGGAACCCUCCUCCCCAAGACAACGGAACCGGCAUAUGGCGACCAUUUCAACUGAAAAGGUCAGGCCAAGUGAGACUAACUACCCCGAGAGUCACUACGCACGCCGUGCUAGAUGGAGGUAUCGAUAUCUUUGUGGACGUCAAGAACAUGGCAAAAGACAGCGAAGUUGAGGGUGACGUUGCGUGUACAGUCUUCAGCCCUAGUAAAGUCGCAAUAUUGAGCGCUACAUCACACUUCAAGCUCAUUGGCAGUCAGCAAUCGACCGUCUCGUUCAGGGGAAAAGUAGACAACCCUCAGAUUUGGUGGCCUUACCAGUGGGGCAGUCAGCCAUUAUACAGCAUUCAAUGUACCGCUUCGACCUCUGCCAAUCCUGUUUCCGACUCUACACCGCCAACCAGCUUCGGUAUCCGCACAGUCACUUCUUCUUUGAACCCACGCUUCAAUGAUACCACGUUCUUCGUCAAUGGCCAUCGAUUCCAAGCCCAGGGUGCGGGUUACACGUCUGAUAUCUUCCUCCGAUUUGACCUAGAACAAACGAGGAGACAAUUCCAAUUGGUCAAAGACAUGGGUCUGAACACUAUCCGCUCGGAAGGAAAGCAGGAACAUCCGGAAUUCUAUGAUCUAGCCGACCAAAUGGGCAUCAUGAUUCUUGCCGGAUGGGAAUGCUGCAACAAAUGGGAGGGGUGGACCUACAACGACAUUGGCAGUGGAGAGAAAUUCACGGAUUCUGACUACCCAAUUAUAGCGCGAUCGAUGAAGCAUGAGGCUGAGAUGAUGCGACAUCAUCCCAGCAUGUUGGGCUUCCUGAUUGGAAGUGACUUUUGGCCGAAUGACAGAGCGACACAGAUCUACCUCGAUGCUCUCAGCGCCGUAAACUGGGAUACUCCCAUCCUAGCAUCUGCAAUUCAAUGGGGAGCACCAGCACAACUCAAUAAUAGUGGUAUGAAGAUGCAAGGUCCAUAUGACUGGGAGCCUCCCAACUAUUGGUACGAUCCUCAACGUCGAUACGGCAGUGCAGCAGGAUUUGGCUCUGAAUUGAGCGCAGGAGCAGGCACGCCUGAGCUUAAUUCUCUAGUGAGAUUCCUCUCCCCAUCUGACCUGGAAGAUCUCUGGAGAGAACCAAAGAAAGGCCUCUACCACAUGGCGACAGAGGGCUCAGUCUUCCACAAUCGCGAGAUCUACAACACUGGUCUCUGGGCACGCUACGGUGCCCCAUCAAGCCUAUUCGACUACGUUCUCAAAGCGCAAAUGAUGGACUACGAAGCAACCCGCGCUCAAUUCGAGUCUCUGAUCAGUACCUGGAACGAAGCCCUCGAGAGACCCGCAACAGGCAUGAUAUACUGGAUGCUCAAUAACGCCUGGCCCUCUCUCCACUGGAACCUCUUCGACUACUAUCUCCGCCCAGCAGGCGCCUACUUUGGCACCAAAGACGCCCUCGGCACCCCCGAAACCCUCACUCUCAACUACGAAACCAGCGCCGUAUCCCUCGUCAACCGCCUCCUAGUCUCCAACACCCCCGGAUAUACCUCUGACCAACGCAUCAUAAGCAUGCAAAUUGUAUCCCUAAACGGCACGACUAUAGCCAGUCAGACUACCACCGCAAUCACGAGACCGAAUGCCGCAAGCGAAGCAGCAAGACUUCCCGCUUGGCAAGAUAAAACGACCGAUCCCAUUAUUCUAGUCCGUCUGCAACUCAACAAUGGAAAUAGCACUCUGGUCAAGAAAACCUACUGGCUCUCACGUACCCCUGACACCCUAGACUGGGGCAGGUCGGAUUGGUACUACACAUCCAUAGCUAAAUACGAGGAUUACUCCGCCUUGUCGCGUAUACCCGCCGCCAACGUCGCGGUUUUCAGCGCUCCUUCUCCCACUGGGACAAAUCUAUUGGCGCGGUUGGUGUUGAAGAAUAACAGUCCAGUUCCAGCGGUGUUCGUACGCUUGAAUAUCGUUGAUGAGGUGGGCAGGGAUGUCGGAUCGCUGCUGUGGAGUAAGAAUUACAUUACGCUUUUGCCGGGUGAAGAGGAGAUUGUGGAGGUUACAGGGGGAGAGGGAGUGGGGUCGAGGGUGUUGGUUGUUGAUGGGAGGAAUGUUGGGGAGAUGAGGUCGUUGGUGAGGGCGUGA
Molecule: messenger RNA, 2655 nt
Organism: Bipolaris oryzae ATCC 44560
Lineage: Eukaryota; Fungi; Ascomycota; Dothideomycetes; Pleosporales; Pleosporaceae
Product: glycoside hydrolase family 2 protein
Exons: 1
Coding region: 1-2655 (884 amino acids)
Biological process (GO): carbohydrate metabolic process
Molecular function (GO): hydrolase activity, hydrolyzing O-glycosyl compounds
Source: RefSeq, a predicted model, not a curated record